This is a messenger RNA of Trichomycterus rosablanca, 4335 nucleotides long. RefSeq names its product protein tyrosine phosphatase non-receptor type 22 (gene ptpn22). Gene Ontology annotation, cellular component: cytoplasm; nucleus. The record is from RefSeq and is a predicted model, not a curated record. Gene Ontology annotation, biological process: peptidyl-tyrosine dephosphorylation. Bases 1 to 3273 code for a protein of 1090 amino acids. The transcript has 29 exons. Gene Ontology annotation, molecular function: non-membrane spanning protein tyrosine phosphatase activity. Lineage: Eukaryota; Metazoa; Chordata; Actinopteri; Siluriformes; Trichomycteridae.
AUGGACCACCACAGUCAGCUUCUGAGAAGCUUACUGGCCCAGUUGGCUUCCAAACAGUUUAUGGCGGAUGAUGAAAAUGGGACCAUUGCUGCUGAGUUCUUGAAACUGAAGAGGCAGUCCACCAAGUACCGCACAGAGAAGACCUAUGCCACCAAAGCUGCCGAUAAGCAGGAAAACGUGAAGAAGAACAGAUAUAAGGACAUCGUUCCAUUUGACCACAGCAGAGUAAAGCUCUCCCUUAACACCUCCAAAAAUGACACAGACUACAUUAAUGCUAAUUUCAUUCAGGGGGCAUUGGGGCCAAAAGCAUACAUUGCUACUCAAGGCCCUUUGCCUCACACCGUCCUGGACUUUUGGAGGAUGCUUUGGGAAUACAAUGUGGAGGUGAUUAUAAUGGCUUGCAGAGAGUUUGAAAUGGGAAAGAAAAAGUGCGAGCGCUACUGGCCUGAGACUAUGGUGGAUUCGUUUGUCUGUGAACCAUUUACUAUACUUUGUGAAUUGGAGGAAAAUAAGGGAGACUAUUUGAUAAGGACCCUGAAAGUAACUUUCAAUAAAUCGUCUCGCACCUUGAAGCAGCUUCACUAUAUGAACUGGCCCGAUCACGGUGUUCCAGACUCUAUUCCUCCUAUUCUGGAGAUGCUGCAAGAUAUGCGUCUGUACCAGGACCAUGAGGAUGUCCCCAUCUGCAUCCACUGCAGUGCUGGCUGUGGAAGGACUGGGGCCCUCUGUGCCAUAGAUUAUACUUGGAAUCUACUGAAAAAACAGAUGAUAACAGACAACUUCAGCAUCUUUGACCUGGUCAAAAACAUGAGAACACAGAGGCCUUCUAUAGUUCAAACUAAGGAACAGUAUGAACUGGUGUACAAAACAAUUCACUUUCUGUUUGAGAGACAUCUGCAAGUCACGGAGUCAUACUCACUGCACAAGGAGGUUCAUGUUGCUCCCCCAGCCCUUCCUGCACCCACUGACAAUACGUUGUCAGAUCUCAGCAGUUUUAAGCCAGAGCUGGAGCCCGCCUUAGACUCAAGACUGUAUUCAGACUAUGACUUCAGGCAUCCUGAAAUGGACAUUACUACAGAGCAUCACAACAAUUUUGCACCAGAAUUCUCCCAGCCCCUACAUUAUUUGUCGUCACAUAGCCAACCAGCCCAUCCUGGUCCCAAAUUCACACCAACAAAUGUAUUUAAUGAAAUGAAGAACUGGGCGAUUGGUAAAAGUAAAUCAAAACCCAGUACUACACCCAUGACAUGGCAGCAGGUAGCAAUUGAAAGCCAUAAGCCCCAAAUAUCUGAACCUACUCUACUGCAACAAACUGAAUUUGGACACCAAAAGUCUCAAAUACCUGACCUUAGUCCACCACGCCAAACUGAAUUUGGAUACCAACAACCCCACAUACAGGAAGCAAUUCAACCUCAGCAAACAAACCUUGGAUAUCACAAGCACCACAUACAUGAACCGACCCCAUCUCAGCAAACAGAUAUUGAAUACCAAACCCCCCAGAUGCGAGAGUAUUCCCCUACUCAGCAGCAAACAGACCUUGGAUACCAAACCCCCCAGAUACGAGACUAUUUCAUAACUCAGCAACAAACACACCUUGUUUACCAAACUCCACAGUUGAAAGAACCAUCCCCUACUCAGCAGCAAACACACCUUGGAUACCAAACCCCCCAGAUGCGAGAACUUUCCCCUACUCAGCACCAAAGAGACCUUGGGCACCAGACCCCACAGAUGCGAGAACCAUCCCCUACUCAGCAGCAAACAGACCUAGGAUACCAAGCCCACCAGAUGCAAGAACCUACACCAGCACAAGAAGCAGAUUUUGGAUAUGACAAGCCAGCAAUACCUGAAUUUACCCCUCAUUGCCAUACAGAUCUUAAACACCCAAGGUCUCAAAUAACUGUAACUGCAAUGAGACAACAAACCCAACCAAGUGAUUCUCUAAGUUUCAGUGAUCCUAUUAGAUCAACACCAGUAAAUGAGUUAAUUCAAAACGACAGUGAAACCCUUCUCCAGCCUUUAGUGACAACCUCUUUAUGCCAAAUGGUAGAGGAUCCAUACUUUGGUUCAGAAUUUCAGGAAUCCAAUAAAAGCCUUAACACAUCUACUGAAAAUAUCCAGCAGUGGAAUGAGAACCCUUGUUUUAAUUUAAAUUCCACUUUGGAAACUAAGAACGUGACUCUUGAAAUACCAAAGCAGGAGACAAUUACAGAUGUGACAUUUUCAUCUAGUGAGAACAGUCCCCCUCCGCUACCAGAGAGAACCCCAGACUCUUACAUUUUAGCCGAUGCUAAAGCUAAAGACAUAAGUUCUGUCAGUAAGAGUGUGACGUUGGACAUCCCGCCCAGUGCUGCCUCUGAGACAGUCAAUGGAGGAUGUUCACCUUCACCACCUCCACUGCCUGAACGAACUCCAGAAUCUUUCAUACUGGCUGAUGAAGAUCUGCUACGGAUUGCGGUACAAGAAAUGCCUCAUCAAACUGUGCUCAGAGUCGGAAGAUCAUCCGAGUGGUCUGGAAAUUCAAAUGCAGAUGUGGAGUUAAAUAGAUCCUGGUCAAGGACCAAGAGUCUGAGAACAAGAUUCUCAGUGUGUGAUCCUGUUCAUAUUCAGUCUUUUACUCCCACACAAGAGCCUUUAGAUAAGUCUACUCCUUUUACUCCUUUUCCUGAGCGGAUUCCAGAUUCUUCUCUGAAUGAUGCCGUUACUCCCCCUGUCCCCGAAAGAACCCCAGAAUCCUUUAUCAUGGUCACAGACAAAGAGAAACAGGGAGUCGUGGAUGACCAAUUACUAAUUCCUAAACACGCAGUGGAGGAAAUCAGCGUCACAUGUCUGCCUGACACAGUUCAACAAAGACAGAGACUGGGCACCUCGUCCGAGUGGGCGGGGAGCUCUCAAACCAAAACGUUCCUAGAUGUCAUGAGUAGGAGCAAGAGUGUCAAAGUGAAACAUACAAAACAAGAUCGUUUAUGUGUGGCUCCUCAGCCUCUCCAACCUAGUGCUGCUACAGCAGAAAGUGUUUCACCAGCUGCCAGAAAUCAACCUUCAGCGAACAGCCUACAUCCAACAGUGAAUCAAUCUGAGAAAACAUCAGUGGUCAGCAAGGCCAGGGCCAAGAGUUUUAAGUUCUUGAAAGGAAGACAAAAAUCAAAAACGGCUCCACCGCCAGCUGUUCCACCUCCACCAUAUGGUGCCACUGCAGGUGGAUUCAAAUUUGAUUUUGGAUUACGUUUUGGGAAGCCCAAAGGACCAAGGAGUCAGCCUGAAACAUGGGUGUAAAUCAGAUGGAAAAGAGAGUGCCUUAUAACAUUUAGAGACCAAACUAAUGGGAAAGUGCCUGUCUACGUGCCUGUCUGUUUUUUUUUUAUUUUUUACCAAAGACAUUAAAUAGAAUAUGUUCUUUCGGAGCGCAUUAAGGAAUACAGCCGAUCAGCUACAAUCAGUUAAUGUAUUCACAGUAAGCGCUUUAUAGGAACAUUAGUGCAUUGUAGGGUGUUUACUCACUUCUGGAGUAGUUAAACACCUACCAGCAUGUUUUAGGAGGAGCAGAGGAAUCAAACAUGAGACAAAUGGACUUGCAUGAAAGUCAUCUUGGCAACAGUGACCCUUGCACUGUGGCUUAUGUUGUUGUAGCAGGUCUGAAAGUAUUACAGCUAUUGAAAUUGAAAGCUGUUAAUAAUGUUAGUAAUGUUAAGUAUUCAGAGGGUAUAAUAACAGAGGUAUAGAGCUUACACAAUGUUAUCUAUACACCGGAGUCUCACUUAAAUGCAUUUUAUAUUGAAAACCUUAAUUCAUCUACAUUUUGCCAUAAGAAGCAGCUGGGAGUUGAGUGUAAUGGAGGAGGUUUUUUACUGCACACAUACAGUAUUUUUAAUGUCAUUUAUUUUAUGCUGUUAAUUAUAAAUGUAUUACAUAGGCACAAUGUGCAUGCCAGUGCUACUGUAAAACUGAUUAUUUAUAAAAUUAUUUAAAUAAUAGCUUGACCUUUUUUAAACAAUUGCUUUACUGAUGAACAUUGGGCUUUUUGCAGGACUUUCUUACACAACUUUGCUUCAUGCUCUUCAUAAUCACAGAGAACAAUUAGCAUACACGUUAGUCUUACUGUCUCUGUUCUCCUACCGGAUUAAAAGCUACUGUACGUCAUUGUUAUUGACAGUUAUUGUACUUCACUGUUAAAAGAAAUGCAGUUUAGCCAAAAACGUAAAUGCAAAUGAUGUCAGAGUCAUUGGAAAAUACUUGCUAGCUUGCAGAACAAACCAAGAUUAUUAUUAUCUAUAUAAACGCACAAGACUCCAAUUAAAAUCUGUAAAAGAAUCAGGAAUUAAAGCUUUCUCAAUAUUA